GGAAUUUUUUAAUGUGUGUAUGCGUACUGACUUGUUGUUUGUAAACUAACAUUUUCGCCGUGAAUGAAGCAGUCAAGAGGGUGGAAAUAACUGUAAUCAAAUGAGUUAUGACACCUAAUUCCGUGAUUGUGUUCGACUUUCAACUGUAGGCUCGAAACCCCGAACGAGGGGCGAGUUAUCUAUCUUGGGGCAAGAUUGUGAUAAUCAAAACUCUUCGGGUUAGAAUCUAUGUGCGAUAAAAAUUGGGUUGUCAGUUUAAUUAUGGGUGUAACGUGCUGGAUAGUUCUCCAUGCGACAUCAUUUAAUGAUUGCAAUAAUUUGAGGAAGUACUUUGACGAUAACAACCCGUGCAGUACCCUGCAUUUAUUUUUUGUUUCCGUCACGCAACGCUCGAUUUCUCUACUUAAUGACAGAAAUUAGACGAUGACUAGACGAAAAUAAAUUACCGUACACGAGUAACUAGAAGAAACAACACAAACGGAAUCUCUACGAACAUGUUAGUGGUCGCUUCAAUUUUGGUGGUCGUGGUUUCAAUUGUAACGUUUUACUUCAAGUGGUCAUGGCUGUAUUGGAAAAGGCGUAAUGUUCCCCAUUCGCCGGUAGAUUUUCCUUUCGGCAACGCCAAAGAGCUCAUCACUCAAAACGUUUCGUUUGGUGAAGCUUUCGCCAGAGUCUACGAAGAGUACAAGGCGAAGGGGCAGCGCUACUGUGGCUAUUAUUUUCUGACAAAGCCAGUGUUGGUGGCGACCGAUGUCGAGUUGAUCAAAAACGUUAUGACCAAGGAUUUCCAGUUCUUCACCGAUCACUUCAGUUACGUGAACGAGAAGGUCGACCCUCUAAGCGGGCAUCUGUUCAGUCUCAAAGGCCAACGGUGGAGGAACCUACGGGCCAAGCUCACCCCUACUUUCACAUCGGGUAAAAUGAAGAUGAUGUUCCCAACCUUAGUGGACUGCUCGAGGGAGCUGGUGAACAUCAUGGAGAACUGUGCGGAUAAUCGCAACGUUCUCGACGUCAAAGAUGUUGUAGGACGCUUUACCACCGACAUAAUCGGCUCUUGCGCUUUUGGAAUUGACUGUAACAGCCUCUUCAAUCCAGAGUCGGAAUUUCGCAAAUACGGAGUUAGGGUUUUUGAGGAUACUGUAAUUGACGCUCUGAAGAAUUUCACCUCGUUCAGCUUUCCGGAGAUUCUGCAUUUGUUCAACGUUGCCAUCACCAAGCGGGACGUGGGGGAGUUCUUCAUGAACGUAGUCCGGCAAACGGUAAACUACAGGGAAGCGAAUGGGGUGAUCAGAAAGGAUUUUAUGCAACUCCUCCUCCAGUUGAAAGAUAGUAACGACGCAUCCGCUUUAACCAUGGAAGAACUGGCAGCCCAGGCGUUUGUGUUCUUCUUGGCAGGCUUCGAGACUUCCUCGACCACUUUGACAUUUUGCUUCUACGAGCUCGCCACCAACUUGGACAUCCAACGGAAGUUGAGGAAAGAGAUUCGGGAGGUCCUCCAAAGGCACGAUUCGCAAAUCACCUACGACUCGCUCACGGAAAUGGUCUACAUGGACCAGUGCAUUUAUGAAACCCUACGAAAGUAUCCACCGGUACCGAUACUCAACCGCGAAUGCACCAAGGCUUACAAGCUCCCUAACUCGGAACUGGUGCUCGAAAAGGGCACGCCACUGUUUAUACCGAUCUUGGGCAUCCAGCGAGAUCCGGUCUACUAUCCUGACCCGUCCAAAUUCGACCCGGAGAGAUUUUCACCCGAGCAAAAGGAGGGACGGCACCCGUUCGCCUGGUUGCCUUUCGGCGAGGGGCCGCGCGUUUGUAUCGGUAUGAGAUUUGGGUUAAUGCAGACCAAGGUGGCGCUGGCCGUCAUGCUGACGGAUUAUCUCUUUACGUUGAAUCAACGGACGGACGUACCCCUGAAGAUGGACUCUAAGAGUAUAAUAACGAGCGCUAAGGGAGGGGUGUGGUUGAAUGUCGCGAGGGUGCAAUAAAG
Photinus pyralis (common eastern firefly) is the source of this 1987-nucleotide messenger RNA. Its product is annotated as probable cytochrome P450 6a13. The coding region runs from base 495 to 1985 and encodes 496 amino acids. The record is from RefSeq and is a predicted model, not a curated record. Lineage: Eukaryota; Metazoa; Arthropoda; Insecta; Coleoptera; Lampyridae. The transcript has 3 exons. Gene Ontology annotation, molecular function: iron ion binding; oxidoreductase activity, acting on paired donors, with incorporation or reduction of molecular oxygen; heme binding.